Cavia porcellus (domestic guinea pig) is the source of this 891-nucleotide messenger RNA. RefSeq names its product placenta associated 8 (gene Plac8). The record is from RefSeq and is a predicted model, not a curated record. Gene Ontology annotation, biological process: positive regulation of transcription by RNA polymerase II. The transcript has 5 exons. Bases 231 to 572 code for a protein of 113 amino acids. NCBI's taxonomy places the organism in Eukaryota, Metazoa, Chordata, Mammalia, Rodentia, Caviidae.
GCUCACUGCCAGAGGAGAGCCACACCUCACUCACAGAGGGCAGGGCCCGGCUGCAGUCGGAUCUGCCUGCCUGGCCACGGCCAAUCAGAGCCCAGGGCUUGGCCCCAAGGAGUCGACCUCUUCCCUUCUGCCUGAGUGCCUUUCACUUCUACCAGGACCCUCACCCCUGCCACAUCGCGGUCCCGAGAGAAACUGCUUCUCAGGCCACAGCGUGUCUGAGUGCACCCACAAUGCAGAACCAGUCGCCUGUAGUGGUUGUGACCCAACCAGGAUUUGUGCGUGCGCCCCAAAACUCCAACUGGCAGACGGGCCUGUGUGACUGCUUCAGUGACUGCGGCGUGUGCCUCUGCGGCGUCUUCUGCUUCAUGUGCCUCGGGUGCCAGGUUGCGGCCGACAUGAACGAGUGCUGCCUGUGCGGGACGACCGUGGCCAUGCGGACGCUGUACCGGACGCGCUACGGCAUCCCGGGCUCCAUCUGCGAUGACUACAUGGUGACGCUCUGCUGCCCCGUGUGCUCUCUUUGCCAAAUUAAGAGGGACAUCAACCGGAGGAGAGCCAUGAACGCAUUCUAAGGACCGUGGUGAAGAGCUACACCUGAAGCAACUGAAACCACCAGACGUCUCUGUGGCCUCAAGAUUUGUCUAUCUUUCAAACUGAGAUAGGAUGGAUACUUUUAAUAUGGAUGAUGGCACAAAAAAUCAGAUGUUUGAUUUUUUUAAAUAAAUGUUGUCUGUUAGUUUGGUCUCUCUUUCAGUGUCAAAAUUGCUGGCUUAUAUUUUUUCUUUCUUUUGUACUCCAGGCUGGCCUUCAGCUUAUGACGAUCCUCUUGUCUCAGCCUCCCGAGUACUUGCAUUUAAAAUACACAUCAAAUAAAAGAUUUGACUAACCAGA